Williopsis jadinii is the source of this 457-nucleotide messenger RNA. RefSeq names its product mitochondrial 54S ribosomal protein mL54 (gene MRPL37). Gene Ontology annotation, cellular component: mitochondrial large ribosomal subunit. The transcript has a single exon. The record is from RefSeq and is a predicted model, not a curated record. Gene Ontology annotation, molecular function: structural constituent of ribosome. NCBI's taxonomy places the organism in Eukaryota, Fungi, Ascomycota, Saccharomycetes, Phaffomycetales, Wickerhamomycetaceae. The coding region runs from base 20 to 376 and encodes 118 amino acids.
AAGGAAACAGCUUCAAAAGAUGUUCAGAUUUGUUGCCAGAAGAACACUCUUCACCUCCUCCAUUCUUCGAAACAGUACAGCACAAGCUACUACUGCUACUACUGCUAGUAAUGCCGCUAAGGAAACAGCUGCUAGCACUGUCACUGUGAAGUCUUCGUGCAAAGCCGGUACUUCACUCAAUUUGAAGGUGAAGAAGUCUGGGGAAGAUCCAGUUGCAUUAGAGGACAGUGAGUACCCUGAAUGGUUGUGGACUGUGCUAGAUCCAAAGGCUCAACAGGCAAAGCUGGACAGUGACCCUGCAAAAAAGGCUAAGAAAGAGAUGAGACUCAGAAAUAAGAAGAAGAUAAAAAUGAACAACUUUAUUGCUCAGAUGUGAAUUGCAAACUUAUGAGAUGAACCAAACCUGUACAUAGCUCAAUAUAACAAAGAAAUAGCUCAAUAUUUUAUCUGUCUUGUC